AUGUCGGGCCCAAACCUUCACAAUGCUCUCCUCCGACCUCCCAUCAUCCAAAUCCUACGCGCGCAAGGCUUCCACUCCACGCGCCCAUCCGUUCUUGAGUCUUUGCAGGACCUGACUGGUCGAUACAUCAUGAUUCUUGCAUCUUCUGCUGCCGACCACGCGGCAAACGCCCACCCACAAGAUCCAGUUCCCGUCCUUGAAGACAUCUACCAAGCUCUACAGGACGCAGGUGCCAUCCGGCCACAGCUGCGCGAAUGGGAGGAGGAAUGGCAAGGCGAAGAGGAUAUGCGUGGCCUUGACGCUUUCCUUGGCUGGAUCACUGGCCCAGUCCACCGCGAAAUUCGACGAGUAGCCGGCUUCGUCCCGAGUGAGGGUGAUAUGGUUGAUCGAGACGCGAUGGAAAAGGAAGAUUACCUCACAGCUUUAAAAAAGAAGCACAGCAAGACUGGCGAAGAGUCUCGCUAUGCUGGAACCGUCCUGGGAAAAAGUGCCGAAGAACAUCCGAUUGUCAUCGAGGGUGGUGUCCCAAGCAUCCAAGAAUGGGGCGCCCAGAUCCGGACACGAACCUCUGAUCCCAUGGAUAGCGAUACGUCUGGUGUGAGCAGUGCUCCGAGCCAUCUUUCCGACGAGGAAGGUGUGGGUGCCUGA
Penicillium antarcticum is the source of this 648-nucleotide messenger RNA. Its product is annotated as Bromodomain associated domain protein. The coding region runs from base 1 to 648 and encodes 215 amino acids. The transcript has a single exon. The record is from RefSeq and is a predicted model, not a curated record. Lineage: Eukaryota; Fungi; Ascomycota; Eurotiomycetes; Eurotiales; Aspergillaceae. Gene Ontology annotation, molecular function: protein heterodimerization activity.